UCUAAUUCGUUCGGGCGCAUUUCAUAAAUUCAGUGUUAUUUUCCUUGUAGAUAAGUUACAUUUAUAAUUAGACUACCUAGAUGUAGGUCUCUCUAAAACCAAUCCUUAGAUAUCAAUAACAAAGUUGAAAGCACCCUGUGCACGAAAUUUUUCGCAAUUUGGGCGCCAUCUUGUUUUUAUUUUUUUUGUGUCGAAACGUCUGUAAUCUUUCUCGCUUUUACUUACCUACAACGUUUCAAUCUUUUGUUCGAAAUUUUAAUUGCAAUAGCGUAAUACGCGAGCAUUUUGAGCUGAAUAUAUAGAGGGUAGUAAAGGAACAAAUGUAUCAAGAGUCUCAAAAACAAUGUGCCUUCCGUGUGGAUCUAAUGUGUAUUUGAAGCUCCUUCGACGUUCAUUGUUCAGAAAAAGAUUGAAGGCGCGGAGUCAGAAAAAAUACCAAAAGUUCGGUGGUCGAGACAAGUUCAGAGUAUUAUGGCGUCGUCAGCGGUAAUUUGGCUCACAUUAUGCACACUCAUUGGAUCGUGCUCUUCUUUCAACUUACCAUACGAAUACCACGGUUAUUGUACAAAUAUGUUCAUUAAUAGACUAAGCUUACUCCACAAAUUGCAAAACUGUACGAUAAUACUGGGGGAUUUGAAGAUAACAUUACUGGAGAGGACGAACAGGAGUCACUUUAAGAACGUCAGUUUUCCAAAUUUGAAGGAGGUCACAGGAUUCGUAGUGAUGUAUAGAGUUUUUGGUUUAGAGUCAGUGGGAGAACUGUUUCCCAAUCUAAUGAGGAUACGAGGCAACACGCUUAUAACUGACUAUGCUCUGAUCAUUAAUGACAUGCCCAAACUAAGAGAGAUAGGUCUUUCAAAUCUGCUUAAAAUUGACAGAGGCGGAGUAAUCAUAUGGACUGGUCCGUUGACAUGUUACGUAGAUUCCGUGAAUUGGGGUGUUAUUGCCCCAAACGCAAGACACGUUCUUAGUGCCAUGGACCCUUAUAAUAGCUGCAAAACCAUACCUUGCACAUGUUCAACUAAUACCUCCACCAACUAUUGCUGGAAUAACAGGAAAUGUCAGCGUUUCCUCGAAGGGCCCGAGGCUGAACAGUGUAGCCCCGAAUGUAUUGGAUGUCGCAAAACUGAUGCUAAGAAUUGUUCCUUGUGUCGAUAUUUUACGUAUCGAGGGAUGUGUGCGCCAACGUGCCCGGACGGAACGAUUGUACUAACAGACAGUAAUUACUGUGUGACAAUAGAUGAAUGUAGACAUUUGGACCGCUGGCCGUGGAGCAAUAAAUGUGUUUCCGAUUGUCCUGAAAACUAUGUCAGAUUUACUAAGUCAGGAUUGGUAACUUGUAAACCAUGUGAUAAUUGUCAUAAGACUUGUUACAACUUAACUGUGCAGACUUUAGCGUCGAUCCAAGCAGCUGCUAAAUGCGUCUACGUAAAAGGCUCUUUAACUAUUCAUAUAAGAGCUUUACCAGAGGCUAUGAACGAGCUUAGAUAUUAUUUGAGGAGCAUCCAAGAGGUAUCGGACUUUAUAGAAAUACGAGGCUCAAUUGUUGUGACGUCUUUGGAGUUCCUUCCAGCCCUGAGGCGUAUUCGUGGAGAAAAUUUGUAUAAUAAUAAAUAUAGUUUGGUGGUUCAUGAUAUGCAAAAUCUUCAAACGUUGUUUCCUCAAAACGUCACGGAAAAUUUAAAAGUAGAUAGAGGCACGAUGUCAUUUUACAGAAACCAGAUGCUGUGUAUGAAUAAAAUUGAAAAACUAAUUCGUGUGUUUCCGAAAACGCCUAGUUUAUUGGACAUACCUCAAGGGUUAAACGGUUACAGUGGGAGCUGUGAUGAAGUGUCUCUAAACUUGACAAUAAACGUGAAAAACGAGACUGCCGCCAUAGCCAAAUUUUACCCCCAAGCUGGAGCAAAUAUUCACUAUACCAUUUUAUACGUAAAGGUUCCUCAUGGCUUACACAGUAUAGCCGUCCCUGAAGCUUGCAGUGAAUCCGACUGGAAUGCUGUUAGCAUUCACACACCUGUCGACCAUGUAGUAGAAUUGGAAUUAACAUCUCUUGCUCCAGCUACAACCUAUGCUAUUUGUAUUGAAAAAUACGAUCCUACGCAUCGUCACUUGGCAAGAAGUUCAGUAGAGAAGUUUACAACGCUAGUUGGAAAACCCAAACCACCUUUCAUUAUUGAAUUGGCCGCUUCACUAUCUGAAGUUGUCGUCAUCCGAUGGGUAGAUCAUUUAGACUAUCUUCCAUACAUUGUUAGAUAUGAAUUAGACGUAAUGUUGAUUGAUAUACAUAAUGCUGAUAUUAAUUCGCGAGAUCACUGUUCGAAUAAUAUAUACGAUUGGGAAGAAGAUUAUUCAGUACACGCAAGAGUGAUGAGGCCUCCAAAGAAUUAUGACAAGAGUUGUGAAUCAAUGUGCGGUAUGUUAUCAAUGGUCACCAUUGGGGCCAUGGUAGAUGAAUACUUUGAUGUGUGUCAUAUUCUUCGUGAUUGUGACUAUGAUACCGAGAGACCAAAGAACGCGACAAUGGGCCCGUAUAUUAAGAGUUUAGUUUUAAAUUUGAUUGGUACAAGAAAAAGUUUUCAAAUUGGGGGAUUGGCGCCGUAUAGGGAUUAUCGUUUUCAUUUGAGAGCAUGUACGAAGGACGAGUGCAGCCAAUCUGCCCGGAGCGUUGUUAAAACAUUGAAGUCGAUGAAUGCUGAUAUACCUACUAUUACAUUUCUCAGUGCAAAUGAAGUCGGUUAUGUUUCUGUAAAAUGGGACCCACCUAGUACUAUAAAUGGUAUAGUAUUGUCUUACACAGUAGAAGUUUCCCCAGCGAUUAAGUUUAAUGAUUAUAGUUCCCUCCUUCCACAUGCCGUCUGCGUUCCUGGAAACAUAACAAGUUUGGUAGUUGAGUCACAAAUUGCUAAUAAAUAUAUUGUGCGACUGUGCGCUAAAACCCUUGCCAAUAGUUAUUCAUGCGAUGAGAAGAAGAAAGUAGUUGUUCAAACGCUAGUGAGCCCGAGCUGGUGGUUAACAGGCGUUCUUUUUGGAAUUUUUAUAAACGUGUUUUCUUUUAUAAUCGGUUGGCGAUGGAAAGUUAGAAGCAAUGUAACAGAUGAUGUUCCACUGGUUGAUGCUACAUCUAUGUAUCGUAAUGAAAGUGAACCGCCUGCUAUAAUGAUGUCAGAUUUUGCACCAAUUUAUAGUAUACCUCUAAGAGAUACUGUUCUAGAAUAAUGUGUACCAAAUGGUAAACAAUGAUAAGAGAUUUCAACUAUGGUAAGAGUUAGGAUAAAGAAUAUAAUGACAAUAAUGUAUUUACUAGUCUUAACUGUCGAUAAUGAAUAAACAC
Molecule: messenger RNA, 3331 nt
Organism: Zerene cesonia (dogface butterfly)
Lineage: Eukaryota; Metazoa; Arthropoda; Insecta; Lepidoptera; Pieridae
Product: insulin-like growth factor 1 receptor
Exons: 8
Coding region: 472-3216 (914 amino acids)
Molecular function (GO): protein binding
Source: RefSeq, a predicted model, not a curated record